Pocillopora verrucosa is the source of this 2932-nucleotide messenger RNA. Lineage: Eukaryota; Metazoa; Cnidaria; Anthozoa; Scleractinia; Pocilloporidae. The record is from RefSeq and is a predicted model, not a curated record.
ACAGCUUGUGUUGUGGAGUUUGGAGACAGCUCGAACGGUACUAAGGAAGUGGACUGGAUUGCUAUUCAGACCGCACCGUUGGGAUCGCAAAUAGGCGCCAAAGCGCUGAGCUCUUGGACAACUGGGACGGAAUGUGAGAAGAUCGAUUUCCAACAGCGUUUUUCAUCUCCUCCAACCAUUUUCGUGACUGUCACUCAUGGUGUUACCAACCGAACUCAGGAUGCCAUGGCCUUGUGGGUCGAGGACUUGAAAGCAGAAAGCUUUAAGAUUUGUUUGAGGGAAGCCAAGAUCUUCGAUGGUCCACACAAAAACCUAAAAAUAAAUUGGAUGGCUUUCCAUAACAUCAGCGUAGACAACUUUACCCUUAUCAAUAGUUUGGUAUUUGCCAAUACAAACUCACCAUCUCCGCAGCAUAAUUACGCCUUUUGUCAAACAGCAAACUUCACAGAAUCUUUCUAUGCUCCCCCUGUCGUGUUGGUUACUGCAAAGCGAAGCACAAAAAUUAACAAUUCUCUUCAAUCCGGAUCUCAGUGCAAUGCUGUUACCACCUGGGUCGAGUACACAUCUAAGACUGAAGCUCAGAUUUGUGUCAAAACGUUUAAUAGCGAUUCUAACAACAAGGACGUCAUCACCGUCGACUACAUGGUGACUGGGGACCUAGACCCUUGUAUUGGCGUCCUUUGCCAUUAUCACUGUUUGUGCAAAGCUUUCGGGCCUUAUGAUGCUAGGUGCGUCUCUUUGGAGAGUUGUCCAUCAUACCAAGAACCUGUCUGCUCAUCAAACGGUUCAACUUAUGACAAUGAAUGUCUGUUUCAACGGGAAAUGUGUAUUCUUCGACUUAACUACACUGUACAGCACCCUGGUAGCUGUGAAGGAUUUCCUUUUCAGAGAGGUCGUCAACACAUGCCACACAUUCCAUCCCUUGGAUAUUCCCAUUGUGAAGUCAUUCGCCUCAGGCCAUUUGUGUUUUAUCCUGACAAGGCCCUCGGAGUUCAGGUUACGGUUAAUCAUAUUGACACCAGUGACAAAUCCUAUGUACAUGAUGCCGCUGUGUCCUGGGUUGAAAAUGUCAACUACGAUAGAUUCACCGCAUGUGUGAUGGCGGCUGGCUACAACGAAAGACACGCAAAUGCCAAUGUGACCGUUGAUUGGAUGGUUUACCAAGGGGCACCAGUGGGUGGAGUUGCUGACGAAGUGCGGUUAUCACAAUGGUGGACUGGAACGACUUGUAAAUCUGUCAGUUUACCCUCGGGAAAAUUUUCUGUGAUGCCAUCAGUAUUUGUGACAGCUGCCCAUCAUCAUGCCGGACUGAAACGUGACGCUGCAAGUGUUUGGAUUGAAGAUCUCACGCAAUCUUCAUUCAAAGUCUGCUUAAGGGAACUUCAAAAUUAUGCGGGAUCUCACGAAGAUGUCUACGUUAAAUGGUUGGCAUUUUCAUCUCUUCACAAACCUCUCUUCUCUGAACACAGUUCAGUUUAUUUUUCUAAUUCACAGUCGCCACCUGCUGGUCACAACAGAGCUUACUGCAAGGAUGUCUCCUUUAAUCAGAAGUUUAACAACAUCCCGAAUGUGUUUGUCUCUGCAAAUCAUUCAACCAGUGGUGGUAAUCUACAACCGAUACAUAAUGGGAUAACUGCUUGGGUUGAGUACGUUAAUGAGACAGGAUUCAGAGUUUGUCUGAAAGAGUUGUACGAGGCAAAAUAUGACCCCCUUUCAGUGUCAUAUACUGUUUUGUCAGAUAUAUGCCAACCAGGUUGGGGUUACUUCGACGGGUACUGCUACUUCACAAGUCCCGCAUGCAUGCCAUGGCUUACUGCUGAGUCUAACUGCUCUGCGAUGGGUUCACAGUUGGUGACUAUACACAACCAAGAAGAAAAUGUGUACGUUCAGCAUCGACAUAACGGAGAGAGAUCCUGGAUUGGACUCAAUGAUCGGAGUGUGGAAGGAUCAUUUGUUUGGACAAAUAAAGAAAUUAGCAAAUUUAGAUUCUGGGCGCAUCAACAACCAAAUGACUGGAACAACGAGGACUGCGUACACACUCUUGGUGCAAAGCAUGGUUACGCUUGGAAUGAUGUGCCUUGCGAUAAUUGCUUCAAUUUUACUUGUUUUACAGACUUUGACGAGUGUAAGACCAACACCUACAGCUGUGACGAUAAUGCGGCUUGUAAAAAUACCGUGGGCUCUUACACUUGUACUUGUAAGUCUGGGUAUUCUGGAGAUGGAAAAACUUGCAAUGAUAUAGACGAGUGUUCGUCCAAUUCUUACAGCUGUGACGUCAACGCCGUUUGUAUCAAUAUCAUUGGGUCCUACUCAUGCAAAUGCAAGGCUGGGUACUCAGGAAAUGGGAAAACUUGCAGUGACGUCGACGAGUGUACCAAUGGUGCAAACAGCUGCCACAGUUUAGCUUCAUGCACUAACACCAUCGGAUCCUACACGUGUUCGUGUAACCAACCGUAUGCUGGAGACGGAAAGACUUGUAAACUGGCAUCAGAAUGUCAAAACUACCAAAGUCUGACGGAUGGCACCAGGCAGGUGACCUACAGGAGUAAUCAUUAUUAUUGUGACAAUGGACUCUCAGGCUGGUAUCGUUUUCAAGGAGGAGCAGGAACUAGAAUGGCCACUUCAUGUCCAAGUACUAACCAUUGUGGCACCUCUGCAACCGGUUGGUUAUCUGGUGGCCAUCCCUCAGUGGUUGAUGGUCAGGUCAGCAGAGGUGUCUGCUUUCACUGGAGUUCCGGGUGCUGUGAAUGGUCACAAUACAUCAAAGUGAGAAACUGUGGCGCUUUCUACGUUUACCAUAUAUCUGGAACACCUACUUGUGAUUUGCGUUACUGUAGCACUUCUUAAUAUCUAAGGUACUCAGAAAUCGAUAUCACAAAUGUCACAAAAAGAAUUAAGCUGAAACCAGCGAAUUAAAGAUAAAAUUUAUCCA